AUGUCUCCCGAGCUCGAUAAAAUGGUCGCAGGCGGACUGGAAGAGCAAGACACAAUUUCACCCGUUCAAGUCGACAACUAUUCCAUCCCCCAGAGCCGGUCAGAUUCAAUUGAUCAGGUUGAAAAUAUAAAUGGGAGAUUUGUUCCCACCUCCUCGGCUUCUCUGCAGAGACCGGCUUCCGCGGUCGUUUCCAUGAUGGACGCUGAUCAUACUGGUCUCGACAAAGAUUUGUUCAAUCAAUAUUUCACUACGCUAGAGCAAACAGAUGAUUUGUUCGGCUGUGCUUUGCAACAAGACAGUGCAGUCCCACUAAGUGAAGAUGGAGGCGCAACUAUCGAUAUAUCCAGUCCAAUAGACAAUCAAUCCUCUCUCGAGGACAGCUUCACAUUCUCUACCGAAGGCUCGUCCCCUUUUCGGUCCCUCAACUCCCUCUCACAACCCAUGACCUUCCCGAGCACGAGUUCACGUUCGGAAAAAAGCAGCAAUCGUAGCCGCUGCGCCUCUAUAGACUCGUCCGUGCAAUCUGACUCGACCCCUUACAGCUGCCAGUGCACCAGGAUUGCUCUCAAGAUUCUUGAAAUGCUUUCCAGUCAUUUCAAACCCGCCGAGGGUCUGUACUCCGUGGAGCAAGCACUCUACACACUGAAACGAAACAUCAGACGAUGCCAGUCCCUGGUCCAAUGCUCGGCGUCUGGGCGAGACUCCGGGGUUGAAUUGCUAGUCAUUGUGCUAUGUGAAAAGAUGACGGCAAUCUUCGAGGAGAUCUCAGCGGGCUGGGAACGCCAAUUGCAAGCUGUCGCGCGCACGCAAAAGAAGCCAUGCGCUGCGCCUGCUAUCGGCGGGGUAGACCCCACACAAAAUGAUUUCAGGUACUCUCAGUAUUCAAGGAUAGCAAUAGGGGGCUACCAAAUCGAUACGAUAGAGGAACGGCACAAGGUGUUUGGGUUGCUGGUUCAGCUGCAGUUGAUGCGGCUGAGUGAAAUAAUGACCACACUGAGGAAGAAUGCCAUGGCUAAUGAUUCGGAGUCGCAUCUGGCUAUCUUGAUGCCCACAAAUCAGAAGGUCGAGAAUUUGAAGGCGGCACUAGAUAAAAUUACGAUAUCAUACUCUUAA
Messenger RNA from Penicillium soppii, 1113 nucleotides. RefSeq lists its product as uncharacterized. The transcript is spliced from 2 exons. The record is from RefSeq and is a predicted model, not a curated record. NCBI's taxonomy places the organism in Eukaryota, Fungi, Ascomycota, Eurotiomycetes, Eurotiales, Aspergillaceae. Bases 1 to 1113 code for a protein of 370 amino acids.